Molecule: messenger RNA, 2181 nt
Organism: Macaca mulatta (Rhesus monkey)
Lineage: Eukaryota; Metazoa; Chordata; Mammalia; Primates; Cercopithecidae
Gene: CLPX
Product: caseinolytic mitochondrial matrix peptidase chaperone subunit X
Biological process (GO): protein folding
Cellular component (GO): mitochondrial matrix
Molecular function (GO): ATP-dependent protein folding chaperone; ATP hydrolysis activity; protein dimerization activity
Source: RefSeq, marked provisional
CAGGAUUCGCGCAGCUGAGACCCGGAGGUCCUCAGGGGGCGAAGCCCCGGCCUAGGCCUCGCGGAAAUGCCCAGCUGCGGUGCUUGUACUUGCGGCGCAGCUGCCGCCCGGCUCAUCACGUCCUCACUCGCCUCCGCGCAGAGAGGUAUUUCUGGUGGUCGCGUUCAUAUAUCAGUUUUAGGAAGGCUUGGGACAUUUGAAACUCAGAUUCUGCGAAGAGCUCCUCUUAGAUCCUUUACAGAAACGCCAGCAUACUUUGCUUCAAAAGAUGGGAUAAGUAAAGAUGGUUCUGGAGAUGGAAAUAAGAAAUCAGCAAGUGAGGGAAGUAGUAAGAAAUCAGGCUCUGGGAAUUCUGGGAAAGGUGGAAAUCAGCUGCGCUGUCCUAAAUGUGGCGACUUGUGCACACAUGUAGAGACCUUUGUGUCAUCCACCCGUUUUGUCAAGUGUGAAAAAUGUCAUCAUUUUUUUGUUGUGCUAUCUGAAGCAGACUCUAAGAAAAGCAUAAUUAAAGAACCUGAAUCAGCAGCAGAAGCUGUAAAAUUGGCAUUCCAACAGAAACCACCACCUCCCCCUAAGAAGAUUUAUAACUACCUCGACAAGUAUGUUGUUGGCCAGUCAUUUGCUAAGAAGGUGCUUUCAGUUGCUGUGUACAAUCAUUAUAAGAGAAUAUAUAAUAAUAUCCCAGCUAAUCUGAGACAGCAAGCAGAGGUUGAGAAGCAGACAUCAUUAACACCAAGAGAGUUAGAAAUAAGAAGACGGGAGGAUGAGUACAGAUUUACAAAAUUGCUUCAGAUUGCUGGAAUUAGCCCACAUGGUAAUGCUUUAGGAGCAUCAAUGCAGCAACAGGUAAAUCAACAAAUACCUCAGGAAAAACGAGGAGGUGAAGUAUUGGAUUCUUCUCAUGAUGACAUAAAACUUGAAAAAAGUAAUAUUUUGCUGCUUGGACCAACUGGGUCAGGUAAAACUCUGCUGGCACAAACCCUAGCUAAAUGCCUUGAUGUCCCUUUUGCUAUCUGUGACUGUACAACUUUGACUCAGGCUGGAUAUGUAGGCGAGGAUAUUGAAUCUGUGAUUGCCAAACUACUCCAAGAUGCCAAUUACAAUGUGGAGAAAGCACAACAAGGAAUUGUCUUUCUGGAUGAAGUAGAUAAGAUUGGCAGUGUGCCAGGCAUUCAUCAGUUACGGGAUGUAGGUGGAGAAGGCGUUCAGCAAGGCUUAUUAAAACUACUAGAAGGCACAAUAGUCAAUGUUCCAGAAAAGAAUUCCCGAAAGCUCCGUGGAGAAACAGUACAAGUUGAUACAACAAACAUCCUGUUUGUUGCAUCUGGUGCUUUCAAUGGUUUAGACAGAAUUAUCAGCAGGAGGAAAAAUGAAAAGUAUCUUGGAUUUGGAACACCAUCUAAUCUAGGAAAAGGCAGAAGGGCUGCAGCUGCUGCAGACCUUGCUAAUCGAAGUGGGGAAUCAAAUACUCACCAAGACAUUGAAGAAAAAGAUCGGUUAUUGCGUCAUGUGGAAGCCAGAGAUCUGAUUGAGUUUGGCAUGAUUCCUGAGUUUGUGGGACGGUUGCCUGUGGUGGUUCCAUUGCAUAGCCUAGAUGAGAAAACACUUGUACAAAUACUAACUGAGCCAAGAAAUGCUGUUAUUCCUCAGUACCAGGCCUUAUUCAGCAUGGAUAAGUGUGAACUGAAUGUUACUGAGGAUGCUUUGAAAGCUAUAGCCAGAUUGGCACUAGAACGAAAAACAGGUGCACGAGGCCUUCGGUCCAUAAUGGAAAAGCUGUUACUAGAACCAAUGUUUGAAGUCCCUAAUUCUGAUAUCGUAUGUGUGGAGGUUGACAAAGAAGUAGUAGAAGGAAAAAAGGAACCAGGAUACAUCCGGGCUCCAACAAAAGAAUCUUCUGAAGAGGAGUAUGACUCUGGAGUCGAAGAAGAAGGAUGGCCCCGCCAAGCAGAUGCUGCAAACAGCUAAACUGUCAUAUUGCUGUCCUGUAUAUACAGCUUUUCCUUCUUUUGUUUAGGAUCAUAACUGUCUCUACAGUCUGAUAUUAAAGGCAUUGGAUCUAUCUUGGAUAUCAUACAUGGUCAGAGAAGCCUUUAGGAUAAGAAUCAGAUCAUGUAUAUUAUUGUAACAUCACAUUGAUUUUACAGAGGACGUUAUGUGGACUUUAAUGACACAGUGUUU